Pseudo-nitzschia multistriata is the source of this 1563-nucleotide messenger RNA. Lineage: Eukaryota; Bacillariophyta; Bacillariophyceae; Bacillariales; Bacillariaceae. The record is from the annotation of a GenBank genome assembly.
CACUGUGAACACCACAAUACAGCACGAUGCAUACCUUGCAACGCCAUGACGCUUCCCCAUUCCGUGCGCUCCGGGUCCUGUUCUAUGCCGGUAUGGCAGCGCUGGCGAUGUCGGCCGUGGCUGUUGUCGAUGCUGCCCGGGGCAACGAUUGCAGUCCGGGGGUUCCACUUCCCGCUAAUUUCGACGGUGCCGAGUGGCCCGAACUCGUCCGCGUUCGCCCCGAGGACGAGGCAACUCUUUACGACGGCGGGGACAACAGCACUACAGCGAAUGCCACGAAUGCAAUCCUCGUCGAGCCUGCCGUUCUGGCCAGCGCGGGCGUUGCCUACCGGUACACGGACCCGGCCCGAUUCGAAAAUGCGACCAGCAAUAUCACCUCCUCGAUCGCGUUGCCCGAUGCCGUGAUCCAACAGCUGUCGCUGGCACUCGACGAGAAGAGCGAUGAUCCUGAUCCUUACUACAAGCACGCCAACGUGGUUCUGGCAACGGAAUUCGCCGACGAAUUCUGGGACGAGCACUCGAUGGAGGCCAACACGAACGCCAACGCCAACGCAAACGCCCCAGCCGCCAAAACUGCAAAGUACGUCCUCGAUGGGAGCGGAAUCCUCGACGUGAGGGACCUCGAGGACGAGUGGGUGCGGAUCCACCUGUCUCCCGGGGACUGGUUCGAGCUGCCCGCCGGCAUUCAGCGGCGCUUUUCCGUCGACGACGAAGACUCGUAUCUCUUGGUCGUGGAUCUUUCCGCGUCUUCCGAGCCGAAACGCAUUCCCCGGUGGCCGGAGGCAGCGGCCGGAGAAAAGAUUGACAACACCGGAGCACGCAACUCCUACGUCGAUGCCUAUCUGUGCGGGGUCGAUCCCGACGGGAGCACGAGCACGAGCACGAGCACCACCGGGGGCAGCCUCUGGAACGACGGCCUGUGCUCGUCCCAUUCCACGUGUGCCGGGCUCGACCUAGACGGCGACUGCUGCCCCACCGCCGAGGGCAUCUUCUUGGACUGCUGCGGUGCCUACAUACGUUCCGAGGGGACCCUUGCCCGCGGUGGGAACGGUAGCGGACGGCUGCUGUGGGCCUCCCUGCUCGCGGGGGGCGUCGCCGCUGCCAUCGCGCUUUAGAUCGACCGGAGAGGCAAUGGUGCCGCGCCUGGUCCGGUUGGUUGGUUUUGGCACCGUUGUCUCUUGGGCCUCGGUGGGGUCCUUGGUAUUUAUUCGUGGUCUCCCUCUUAUUGGUGCAUUUUGGAACGAGGUGCUGCACACUCCCUCUUGUGGCGUCGAUACAAAUUAUUCCCAACGACAAAACACGCGUCGGUCAUUGUACCGAGUACCGGAAUCUCGCCACACGCUCCAAGAGACGAAACCACCGCCACAGGCAACAUCCUCGCCAUCGGAGGUAGACGGAACGCCAGCAUUGUUUUCACUAUUUAGCUUGGCGCGGCAGAGGCACUCUCCAUCGUCAACCAUUUCACCGCUCACACCACCUUCGAUACUCUCUAGGGACAGAUCCUAGACCGAAAAUUAAAAUCCAUCAAAAUCGAUGGCAACAGAAUUAAUAGCAAUUUAUGGU